AUGAUGAAGGAUCAGACUAAUCACCUUCUCGAUCUCGUGCAUCAAUCUGCUAGCAGCAAAGAUACAUUCACGUUGCAAAAUCAUGACGAAGUUUGUUCCCUCUGGGAUCUUUCUUCACAACAUUAUACUAGACAUGAUAAAGUAUCUGUUCCCUUUGAAAAAGAGGCGCAUGAAUUCGACAUGCACUACCGCCCUCUCUGGGAUUGGGCGCUUGACUUGUUAUUUGUACGUUUUAUUGACGAACCGUGGACUGCCAAUGCAUUUUGGAAUGCACAAUCACACCUUCCCCCGGAUGCCAAACUGCUGGCAUUCAUUCUGUAUGCAGACAAAAAUAAACUAUCAUCAUUUGGGAGCCAAAAAGGCUAUCCGAUUAUCGCCUGCAUUGCCAACCUGCCAGUUCAUAUUCAUAACAGUAAUACUGCCAUAGGAGGCGGUCGUGUUGUUGGCUGGUUGCCCAUUAUUGCUGAGAAUCAGGAACACAUGAAGAAGAAGAAGUACGUGGACUUCAAAAAUGCCGUCUGGCAUACAUUGUUUUACCAGCUUCUUGCCUCGGUUGCAAAGCACUCAAACACGGGCUAUUGGUUCGAAUGUGGGGAUGGAAUCCAACAUCGUCUCUGGCCCUUGGUUUUGAUCUUGAGUGCCGAUUAUGAAGAACAAUGUGUCAUGACAUUGAUACGUGGACUUACGGGGAAAUUCCUGUGUCCAGUUUGUCUUGUUCCACAAGAUCAGCAGUCUGAUCUUCGUACCCACGAGCUACGCACAAGCCGCCAAUCUGAAGCCAUACUCCAUACUGCGAGAUCAAUGUCUUAUGAGAAGGAAAAGGAGGAUCGCUUGAAGGCUUUCUCGCUCCGAAAUGUUCAGAACGUCUUCUCGAGAAUUAUUCACAUGGACGUUCAUCACGCUCUUCCUUUCAACCGCCUCCAUACAAACAAGGAAGGAUUAUGGGGCGACCAUCUGUGGAAGGAAGUGAAGUUUUGGAUCAGGAAGCCACCUUUCGACGCACUUCCACAAUGGCCUGAUUUGACGCAUUUUUCCUCCGUUAUUGCGGUGAAUUUCACUGAUGGUACUGUUCUUGGGGAUCUGUCAAAGAUGAUUAUCUUUGCGGCACAGGAUAUUCUUUCUUCAUCCCACUGUAAACUGGGAUACUUACUUCUUCGCUGCCUUCACUAUUACAUUGAGUUUGACAUCUAUGCCUCGUUCGAAGUCCACACGGAAGAUAUGAUUGCAGCUGGAAGUUUGGAAUAUAUCGCUGAAUCGCAGCCUGAAACAUUGAAAAAUUGGAACUUUCCAAAGAAGUAUUUAAUCUCGCAUGUAUUCGACAAUAUUUCAGCUAAAGGCGUGACCCACAACUACAGUACCAAGCCCAAUGAAAAGAUGCACGGCUCUUUUCAAAAAAUCUACCUUCAACACACGAAUUUCAAGAACAUUGCUUCUCAGAUUCGGCCUAAUAAUAGCUUUAUUGUUGCAGAUCCUGCACUACUAACCAAUGAAGCCCUGGAUGAUGCUGGAAACCCUGAAUCUACUACUGUCCAUGCACAUUUAGGUUCAAGGCAAGGCAAUCACUCCUUUUCCGAUAUCAUGCACUCGCAUGGAACUGAUGAGGCCUUCACUGACUUUCGGAUGAAGCUUAACGGCUUCCUGAACAUUUUUCUACCACAAAAUGGCAUUCCAUUACCAGAUGGAAGGCGCAUUCACCUGCGUGUGGACGACACGGUAACAGAGUUUUGGUUUUUGCGGAUUCAUUAUGAAUCAAUAUGCAACCCGAAGUUCUACGGAUCACCGAGGUACGACUGUGUCUUGGUGAAUACUGCAGACAAGCCGUUUUUCACUUGCUUCGUGUACAUGUUCAGCUGCUCGAUUAGUGGCACUAAUUUCCCUCUUGCACUUAUCCAUCCUUAUGAUGUUAACAAUGAGCUUGGACUGUGGCGUAUCAUUUCUGUCCAGUCAAUCAUUUGGGGAGCUGCUCUCACCAGCGAUCCUGAAACACCUGGCAAUUACUUUGUCAUCCACACUGUGGACAGUGACAUAUUUCUUCGAAUCAAAGCUCUCCAGGCUCAACCAUUGUGA
Messenger RNA from Suillus subalutaceus, 2067 nucleotides. RefSeq lists its product as uncharacterized. The record is from RefSeq and is a predicted model, not a curated record. NCBI's taxonomy places the organism in Eukaryota, Fungi, Basidiomycota, Agaricomycetes, Boletales, Suillaceae. The transcript is spliced from 16 exons. The coding region runs from base 1 to 2067 and encodes 688 amino acids.